This is a messenger RNA of Oryza sativa Japonica Group (Japanese rice), 2238 nucleotides long. The record is from RefSeq and is a predicted model, not a curated record. Lineage: Eukaryota; Viridiplantae; Streptophyta; Magnoliopsida; Poales; Poaceae.
CACAUCCCCGUGACGGCCGCGAAGGCGAGCACACCCACGCCAUGGGACCUUCGGCUUCCCUUCUCCCCCUUCGCCCGCGCCCUGCGCGCCCGCGGUGAUCGGGCGUCCACUGCCAGCGCGCGCUCCCGUUCCGCCGCUCCCUUCGCCGGUUCGCCCGCCACGACGCAUAUGGCUCCUCAUGCCCGCUCCCAUCGCACCUCCCCUCUGCCCCCUCGCCUUAUCCGCAUCCCCAACCGCCACUACAGGCAGCGGCGCAGCACCAGAGAGCGGAGGCGGCGGGAGGAGCGGGAUUCGGAGGGGGAGCGCGGCCACGGAGGGGCACACGGGGGCGCAACAGGGUCGGGCGCUCGGCGCCAUGGAUGCUAAGAAGGGCUCGGGGGAGCCGGAGUUCUUCAGCGAGUACGGCGAUGCGAGCCGGUACGAGGUCACCGAGGUGGUCGGCAAGGGCAGCUACGGCGUGGUGGCCGCCGCCGUCGACACUCACACCGGCGGGCGCGUCGCCAUCAAGAAGAUCAACGACGUCUUCGAGCACAUCUCCGACGCCACCCGCAUCCUCCGCGAGAUCAAGCUACUCCGCCUCCUGCGCCACCCGGACAUCGUCGAGAUCAAGCACAUCAUGCUCCCACCCUCCCGCCGCGAGUUUCGCGACAUUUACAUUAUCUUCGAACUCAUGGAGUCCGAUCUCCACCAGGUCAUCAAGGCCAACGACGACCUCACCCCCGAGCACCACCAGUUCUUCCUCUACCAGCUGCUUCGUGGGAUGAAGUACAUUCAUGCCGCCAGCGUCUUCCACCGGGACCUCAAGCCCAAGAACAUUCUUGCCAAUGCUGAUUGCAAGGUCAAGAUUUGUGACUUCGGCCUUGCUCGAGUGUCCUUCGACGACACUCCGUCCGCGAUAUUCUGGACGGAUUACGUGGCAACAAGAUGGUAUCGCGCUCCAGAGUUGUGCGGCUCUUUCUUUUCAAAGUACACUCCUGCAAUUGAUAUUUGGAGCGUCGGUUGUAUAUUUGCUGAAAUGCUUAUGGGAAAGCCACUUUUUCCUGGAAAGAAUGUGGUACAUCAAUUGGAUCUCAUGACCGACUUACUUGGCUCUCCUUCAGGAGAAACUAUUUCCAGGAUUCGGAAUGAGAAAGCUCGACGAUAUUUGGGCAACAUGAGAAAAAAGCCUCGAGUGCCUUUUUCUCAGAAAUUUCCUGGUGCAGACCCAAUGGCUCUCCAUUUGCUUGAACGGUUACUUGCUUUUGAUCCCAAGGAUCGGCCAACUGCUGCAGAGGCCUUAACAGAUCCAUACUUUACUGGAUUGGCAAAUUCGGAACGUGAACCCAUAGCACAACCCAUCUCAAAACUCGAGUUUGAGUUUGAGAGAAGGAAGCUAGCAAAAGAUGAUGUCCGGGAAUUAAUUUACAGAGAGAUAUUAGAGUACCAUCCUCAGAUGAUGCAGAAAUAUCUUCGUGGUGGGGAUCAGUCAAACUUUUUGUACCCCAGUGGGGUGGAUCGUUUUAAGAGGCAAUUUGCUCAUCUAGAAGAAGGUGUUGCUCAGGGUGACAAGACUAGCCCGCAGCUAAGGCAGCAUGUUUCUUUACCAAGGGAAAGAGUUGUUAGGAAUGGUGAUGAACCUGAUCCAACUGCAGAUUACUGCAUAAAGUUGCAUGUAGGUGAGCAACCGGGGCACUCAUCAGUGACAGAUGGACUGAACAAGCCACUCUUAAGUGCUCGUAACUUCCUGAAGAGCGAAAGCAUCGGUGCUUCCCAGUGUGUUGUCAUAAAAGAAAAGCGAGAAAAAGAUGAAGAAUCUAUGUCAGAAUAUAUGAAUGAAGCAGCUGAUGGGGUGCCGCAUAAGAUUGCUCAAUUGAAAACAUAAGUAUCUCUUACUGUACAGGUGAUCAAUCCAUAUAGCAGCACGUAGAUAUAGUCUAAACUUAAGAAGGGCAGAUAAAUGAAUUAGAUAUUUAAGUAGCCACAGUUUUUCUCGGCUCCUUGUUGGGAUCCAUGUUGUGUUGAAAUCUCUCCCCUGAUUUUUUCGAGGAGCUAAGAUAUAUUUGACUUCAGCUCCUGAUUUUAGUCGAUGGAUUUCACUGUCACCCUAUACUUUAUUCUUAGCCGAGCAUAGGAGACUUAGUCACUGAUUAGAUCAUGUAACUAGUGAUAACAAUGUAUCAACAUAUGCAUGAAUUAACUCAUUAAUCUUGUCUAUUUCCCAGUCUGAUAAUAGUGAGCAUGAAGCUGUUUUACUCUUUA